ACAGCCUCCCCUCAGCGAGAGCUCGCGCUCAGCCCUCCUGCACACCGCACAUGGAUUUCGCGGCUCAGAAGUGUUUUCACCGGACAUCUCGGCGCAAAUGGCUUGUUUUCUUCUGACUUGAAGGAUGACUUCUCGCUCUUGAUGCUGAGGACUGCUCGGAACUUACGCUAAAGACAGAUAUUAUUUAUGAAACCAGCAAGAAAUGAAGAUGAACCUCGUGAACAACUGUUUGGCUUUUCUCUUAGUUUGGCAGGCGCACGCGGUCAGCGGGAGACAUGCAAAUUGUCACUUUCUGUAUGAGGUGCAGAUGGCUGAGAAGGAAUGUUUGGGCAUGCUGGCAGACGAGUUGCCUCCGCACACUAAAGGUUGCAGGGGGAUGUGGGACAAUAUUUCUUGCUGGCACCAUGCCGAUAUCGGAGAGGUGGUGGUCAAUACCUGCCCAGCUGCCCUAAAAAAUUUGUUCACCAGAGAUGCAGAGAUGCCCAAACCAGGGCCAGUAAUGACCUUUGAUUUGGCCUGCCAUGCCAUACAACAAGAGGAGGGGAAAAUGAAAAAAAAAAAGGUUUUAAUAUAAUGUAUGUGGAUAUAAUGCAACAUUUACUUUUGGCACACAGCCCUCAAUCAAGUUAGAUUUUUGGCCAUUUGUAUUAAAAUUUUGGGCA
Sinocyclocheilus anshuiensis is the source of this 662-nucleotide messenger RNA. RefSeq names its product vasoactive intestinal polypeptide receptor 2-like. Gene Ontology annotation, molecular function: peptide hormone binding; G protein-coupled peptide receptor activity; vasoactive intestinal polypeptide receptor activity. The transcript has 4 exons. Lineage: Eukaryota; Metazoa; Chordata; Actinopteri; Cypriniformes; Cyprinidae. Gene Ontology annotation, cellular component: plasma membrane. The record is from RefSeq and is a predicted model, not a curated record. Bases 203 to 574 code for a protein of 123 amino acids. Gene Ontology annotation, biological process: adenylate cyclase-modulating G protein-coupled receptor signaling pathway.